Corylus avellana is the source of this 1307-nucleotide messenger RNA. Its product is annotated as nuclear transcription factor Y subunit B-1. Gene Ontology annotation, biological process: regulation of transcription by RNA polymerase II. The record is from RefSeq and is a predicted model, not a curated record. Gene Ontology annotation, molecular function: RNA polymerase II cis-regulatory region sequence-specific DNA binding; DNA-binding transcription activator activity, RNA polymerase II-specific; protein heterodimerization activity. Lineage: Eukaryota; Viridiplantae; Streptophyta; Magnoliopsida; Fagales; Betulaceae. Gene Ontology annotation, cellular component: CCAAT-binding factor complex; nucleus.
AGCACGGAAACUCAGCAAAGGAGCGAGAGUGCGUGUGUUUUGGGAGGGGGGGAGUCGCACUAUAAAUACAGAAAACUGAACCGCAACCAACGGUGCUGAUAAGCGUAAAGCCAAAAAGCUCUCCCUCUCUGAUCAAACUCUCCCUUCUCUCCUCUCUUUCUUAUCCAGCGUCCGAUCCCUCUCUCCAAAAAAAAAACAAUUCCACCAAUCACCUCUCGUUUCUCAGCGCGCGCCAAAUACAAAACGAAACACACCUUUCUUGCUCUCUCUCAACAGGUGCAGUGAUCUAGGGUUUUUUUUUUUUUUCUGGCCGGAGAUGGCGGAGGCGCCGACGAGUCCGGCGGGCGGGAGCCACGAUAGCGGCGGCGAGCAGAGCCCGCGCUCGUCCGGCGUGCGUGAGCAAGACCGGUACUUGCCGAUCGCCAACAUCAGCAGGAUCAUGAAGAAGGCGCUGCCUGCCAACGGCAAGAUCGCCAAGGACGCCAAGGACACGAUGCAAGAAUGCGUCUCCGAGUUCAUCAGCUUUAUCACCAGCGAAGCAAGCGAUAAGUGCCAGAAGGAGAAGAGGAAGACCAUCAAUGGCGAUGACUUGUUGUGGGCAAUGGCAACGUUAGGGUUUGAAGAAUAUAUUGAGCCGCUUAAGGUGUACCUAGUUAGGUACAGAGAGUUGGAGGGUGAUUCCAAAGGAUCUGCUAGGGGUGGAGAUGCAUCUGCUAAAAGGGAAGCAGUUGGAGGUCUGACUGUUCAAAAUCCACAGUUUGGUCUUCAGGGGCCGUUGAACUACAUAAACUCCCAAUUUGCUGAUGCUGAAGGUUAGGACCACAUCCAGAUCUUCCCUCCCAGAAUCCUGCUUUGCUGGGAGCAAUAUUGGGUGCAUGGUCAGCAUUUGGUGGUUGAUUCUAUGCUAGGAAACGAGUAGGGAGUUCUAGCUUUUCGUUAACCAUCUUUGCGAAUUAUAAGACUGGGAGAAUUAUUUAGUUUCAACACCAGUAGAUUAUUUAUUGGAUUUAUCUUUUUCAUCCAAAAUACUAUACAUUCUGGGUCUUCUUUUUUCUUUUUCUUUUUCUUUUUUUUUCUUUUUUUUUUUGCCUUUUUGUCGCUGGGCAAAUGGGAGGGGAGGGGGUGCUUAAGAUUGGUCUCACCACCAGAACAGAUUUGUUAGUCUUAUAAGCUCUGUAAAUUUGGCUCCAUCUAAUUUAGUUGCUCGACAAUGUCAAAUUCUGGAACAUGUGGAGAUUUGGUAGGAGUACCUAUCCUUUGUAUUUUGUUUUGGAUGAUUGAUGAUUGAUGAAAUUUUCUGCAUAUCA